This is a messenger RNA of Botrytis cinerea B05.10, 1669 nucleotides long. RefSeq lists its product as hypothetical. The transcript has 3 exons. Bases 520 to 1290 code for a protein of 256 amino acids. Gene Ontology annotation, molecular function: transmembrane monodehydroascorbate reductase activity. The record is from RefSeq and is a predicted model, not a curated record. Lineage: Eukaryota; Fungi; Ascomycota; Leotiomycetes; Helotiales; Sclerotiniaceae.
GUAUUCUAGUAGUUCCCCUUCUUUACUCUUUCUCUUUACUCUUUACUUUUGACUCUUUCUCUUGACUCUUUCUCUUGACUCUUACUCCUUACUUUUUCCUCUUUACUUUUUCCUCCUUCCUACAUAUAGUCCUCGUAUAUCAAUAACAGCUACCACCAGAGCAAUGAUCAUUGCGCAAUAUGCGACCGGACUUCGUGAUGAACGUCUCCAUAUCUUAACAUAGAAAGUGCUUACAGAACCAAGCUCAAUGAUUGGUUCUCCCUCCCCGCAAUCCGAAUUCAUUGACGCCAUGAUACUACUUUUAAUCGUACUACAAACAAUUGACGAUCUGAAUCCAUGUAAUGUUUAUUGUUUGACGCUGCCUUGGAUCUGAUGUGCACCAGGUAUUCAUAUAGGUAGGACAAACAUCUUGCAAGAUUAUCGUUCGUUUGUUUUCACUCUCUAUCUCUCUCAAUCUCAGUCCGAAAUACAUACAUCAAGCAUUUGAGAACAACCAUUCUGAUCCAAAAUAUCAACAAUAUGGCAUCCGCAACUGGAAUCCCACAAAAUCCUCGAGUAGCUUCAGGAGAACUUCAAGAUCCUUACGAAGCUGGCUAUGGAGAAGAUGAGCCUUUAAUCGGAAGAGCCGGCGAUGCAUCACAACAGGAAGGUCGUCCACUGCUUUGGAAUCUCGUACUUGGUACAGCAAUUAUCACUCAAGUCGGGCUUAUCCUCCUCGUAGCUCAUGUCUGGGCUAGCAUAUUUCUCUCCCCAUUGAUACUCUUCUCAGCACAUCCUCUCCUGAAUUCUGCCGCCCUCUUGGUUCUUACCCAAGGAAUUCUCAUUCUACAACCUACACACACCGCUACACAGAAACGUCAGGGUACCAUUGCACAUGCAGGAAUAAAUGCAUUAUCUAGUAGUCUCCUAAUCGCCGGUCUUGUCGUUAUCGAAGUCAACAAAUUCGCACACAAUGGAACGCAUUUUGAAUCAGCACAUGCUAUUCUUGGUCUGAUAACUUAUAUACUCCUCUUAAUUCAAUCUCUAGUCGGCUUCACUCAAUACUUUACCCCCUCUCUAUAUGGCGAUAUUUCAACCGCAAAAUCUAUUUAUAAAUAUCAUCGAUUGAGUGGAUACCUCGUUCUUCUCCUAAUGCUCGCUACAAUCGCCGCGGCGACAUGGACACCUUUUAAUGUUAACGCAUUGCAUAUCAAGAGUUGGGCAGUUAUUGUUUGUGCUGUAUUACUCUUAAUUGGAAUCAUUCCACGAAUCAAGAAACAGAAAUUAGGUUUGGGGUCUUCUCGAUAUUGAAGUAAUCUGAUGGAGGAAUAUGCGUCUAGUUUAGCAAGGAAUGGACAUGAUGCUCUCAAGUGAUGUAGGAACUUUCGUCGACGUGGAGACAAGAGAAUAUGUAUUAUGAUUUUGCGUUGUCAUGAUAUAACAUGCACGAGUAUACGACAAUGAUGUUUUUGGGGGGUUUUGGCUUUGGGAUGGUGUUUGGGUAGCGAAUGGAUCAUAAAUUGUAUUUUGAAAGCAGAUGUAUCGGAAAUAAAUCUUAAUUUCAACCCAAAUCAUUCUCAAAUCAUUCUCUCUAUAGCAAUAUGAUUUCUCAAAAUCACGUAUUCGAUUAUUGUAUUAUAAGUUAUUAUUAUUAGUCUCUGAUAAUACAAUAUUAGAUAUUACAUUAGCA